Messenger RNA from Brenthis ino (lesser marbled fritillary), 1449 nucleotides. The record is from the annotation of a GenBank genome assembly. Lineage: Eukaryota; Metazoa; Arthropoda; Insecta; Lepidoptera; Nymphalidae.
AUGCCCUGCGCGGGGGAGGACCGCAGCAUCUACAGGCGAGGCGCUCGACGGUGGCGGAAGCUCUACCGAGUUAAUGGACACAUAUUUCAAGCAAAACGCUUUAAUAGACGCGCCUUUUGUGCCUUUUGUCAAGAUCGUAUCUGGGGUUUGGGCCGGCAAGGUUUUAAAUGUAUCCAGUGUAAGUUACUAGUGCAUAAGAAAUGCCACAAGCUGGUGCAAAAGCCUUGUUCCAAUGAACACGUUGAUCCUAUCGAAGUUAAGGAUGACGCGAAUGGAGAGAGCACUCUCGGCAGGGCCUCUUCUGUUCGGUCUCGCGCGGAUCCCGAGCCCCCGUUGCCGGAGACUCCGCCCGCGCCUCCUGUAGUGCCUGUGCGCAAUGAAGACUUGGAGCCUGGCUCGCAACGCCAGUACUCCCUGGAGGAUUUCGAGCUCAUCAGGGUGAUUGGACGUGGUUCGUACGCUAAGGUUCUAAUGGUCGAACUGAAGAGAACGAAACGCGUAUACGCAAUGAAGGUGAUCAAAAAGGCGCUAGUAACAGACGAUGAAGACAUCGACUGGGUCCAAACAGAGAAGCACGUGUUCGAGACCGCAUCCAACCACCCGUUCCUAGUGGGGCUGCACUCGUGCUUCCAGACCCCCAGUCGGCUGUUCUUCGUCAUCGAGUUUGUGAGGGGUGGUGAUCUAAUGUUCCACAUGCAGCGGCAACGCCGCCUGCCCGAGGAGCACGCGCGCUUCUACGCGGCGGAGAUCUCGCUGGCGCUGCACUUCCUGCACGAGCGCGGCGUCAUCUACCGCGACCUCAAGCUGGACAACGUGCUGCUCGACCACGAGGGGCACAUCAAGCUCACCGACUACGGCAUGUGCAAGGAGGGCGUCCGUCCCGGCGACACGACGUCGACCUUCUGCGGCACGCCCAACUACAUAGCGCCGGAGAUCCUGCGCGGCGAGGAGUACGGCUUCUCCGUGGACUGGUGGGCGCUGGGCGUGCUCACCUACGAGAUGCUGGCGGGCCGCUCGCCCUUCGACAUCGCGCACGCCGCCGACAACCCCGACCAGAACACCGAGGAUUACCUCUUCCAGGUGAUUCUAGAAAAAACAAUCAGAAUCCCGCGCUCGUUGUCAGUGAAGGCGGCGUCAGUGCUGAAGGGCUUCCUCAACAAGAGCCCCUCGGAGCGUCUCGGCUGCGGCGAGGCGGGCUUCCUCGACAUCAUCAACCACCCGUUCUUCAAGACGAUCGAGUGGGAGAUGCUGGAGCAGAAGCAGGUGGUGCCGCCGUUCAAGCCGCGGCUGGAGGGCGAGCGCGACCUCGCCAACUUCCCGCCGGAGUUCACCGACGAGCCCGUGCACCUCACGCCUGAUAACGAUACGGUGAUCGCGGACAUCGACCAGUCGGAGUUCGAGGGCUUCGAGUACGUGAACCCGCUGCUGAUGUCGCUGGAGGACUGCGUG